CUUUUUCUCUGGUUCUCGUCGUUCGUGCUCAAGUGCCAUGGAUUUGAAGGGAAGGGUGGUGAUUUUCUCUCUUCCUACGUGUGGCUACUGUCGUCGAGCCAAGGCCAAACUGCUGGACCUUGGCAUACCGUACUACGACAUAAACGUUCAGAAAUAUCCAGAAAAAGCGCAGAAGAUGCGAGACCAGACGGGACGGAAGACAGUGCCACAGAUAUUUUUCAAUGCAAUUCAUGUCGGAGGUUGGGACGAGCUACAAAAGCUUAUAGAUGAAGGACAGCUGGAUGAAUUGCUACGCGAGGUCGAGAUGAACGAGCCUCCUGAGGAUGCUCCUCAGCCAAUACCGUCGGAUGAGGAUGACGAUGACGAGGAUAUGAGUAACGAUUUGUCAGAGUUGUCAUGUGAACCGGAUGAGUAUGCUCUCCUUGUUAGAGAAGUAAAGAACAGCAGACUUGUGAAAGAUCACAGAUACCAUUUGAGAUCAUAUAAGAGCUGUUUUGUGGGUCAAGAAUUAGUGGACUGGCUGGUGAAAAACAAGAAUAUGAAUCGCAGUGAAGCAACUGAGAUGGGUCGAGAAUUAAUGAAACGUAAUUUCUGUCACCAUGUAGCAGAUGACCACGAGUUCAAGGAUGAGUAUCUGUUUUAUCGAUUUGUUGAAGACAAGAGAAGGAGUGCACUCAAUAUGUCAUAUGUAACUGACUGUGAACCUCAUGGUGCAAAUGUCAUUUCUGAACAUCUUCGUCACUUGAUUCUGCAGCUGUAUGCUGACCAUUUGUCACAGGAUGGGAAAGCAGUUGACUACGAAGGAAUGGGAAGGAAUCCCAAGUUUGCUAGUUAUGUAAAAGCUACAGCACAACUCCAACGUGUGGAUGUCAACAGUUUAUCUCGAGAAGAGAAGAUUGCUUUCUUUAUCAACAUCUACAAUGCUCUAGUAAUCCAUGCUAAUGUUGCUCGUGGCCCACCUACUAACAUCUGGCAGAGAUACAAGUUCUUUAACUACACAUCAUACAUUAUUGGUGGUUAUCUGUAUUGUCUACAAGAUAUUGAGAAUGGAGUUUUGAGGGCUAACAGACGAGGAAUAGCACAGUUUCGUCGUCCAUUUGGGUCUAAAGAUCCAAGAAGGAAAAUAGCAUUAAAUCGCCACGAGCCAAGGAUUCACUUUGCUCUUGUUUGUGGAGCAAAGAGUUGUCCACCCAUAAAGACAUACAGCGCACAGAAUGUGGAUGCUGAACUGCAACUAGCCACUGAAGCAUUUCUUGAUGGCGAAGGCUGUGUGAUAGACAUGGAAAAGAAAGAGGUUAGUCUCUCAAUGAUACUGAAAUGGUACAAAGUUGACUUUGGGGCAAAUACUGAAGAGCUUUUGAAAUGGAUUGCUGCUCACACAUCACCGGGUGGGAAAAACCGAGCCUAUUUACUACAGUUGAUUCAAGAAAAGUCGUACAAGGUUACAUAUCAGCCAUACAACUGGGAUCUCAACUCGUCUUGAUAGAUAACCGACUGUGGAACUUUAAAUGAUACAAUCGACAUGAAAAUGUAUGCAUUAUUAUUAUCAAUUGCAAUCUUGUGGAAUGUCUUAAUUAAUUUUAAGCGAAAGAAUGGAAUGAUCUUGA
Messenger RNA from Corticium candelabrum, 1607 nucleotides. RefSeq lists its product as uncharacterized. Gene Ontology annotation, biological process: cell redox homeostasis; intracellular signal transduction. The coding region runs from base 38 to 1483 and encodes 481 amino acids. Gene Ontology annotation, molecular function: electron transfer activity. Lineage: Eukaryota; Metazoa; Porifera; Homoscleromorpha; Homosclerophorida; Plakinidae. The transcript has 9 exons. The record is from RefSeq and is a predicted model, not a curated record.